AUGCCUAAAUGGUUCUCCAUUAACAGUGCAUUCGCCCAAUACUUCACCAAAAACAUCGUUGAUCAGUUCGACUAUUCGGCGGUGGAGGCAGGCAUUGAUGCUCAGCAUGUCAACGGUACAGGUCAAACAGCAAGCGAACAACAAGAGAUCACUGACGACUGCCUCUUUCUCGACGUCAUCGUACCACAUGCAGUUCUCAAUAAGUCCAAUACAUCGUCUCUAGCACCUGUGAUGAUCUGGAUCCACGGGGGCGCAUAUGUUACAGGGAAUAAAAUCGACAGCAGCGCAGGCGACCCAAGUGGCCUAAUCAGUGCGAGCCAGAAGAAUGGCUCCGAAGGUUUCAUCUAUGUGUCAAUGAACUAUCGACUGGGAGGCCUUGGUUUCAUGUCUGGGGAAUUGUUCGAGAGUCAAGGCGGCAUCCCGAAUCUCGGGCUACGGUCUUAG
Diaporthe citri is the source of this 444-nucleotide messenger RNA. RefSeq lists its product as uncharacterized. NCBI's taxonomy places the organism in Eukaryota, Fungi, Ascomycota, Sordariomycetes, Diaporthales, Diaporthaceae. The transcript is spliced from 3 exons. The record is from RefSeq and is a predicted model, not a curated record. The coding region runs from base 1 to 444 and encodes 147 amino acids.